AUGCGUAGUCUUGGUUGUAUCGACUCAGCCCAAGUCAUGCUGCUCAGGGGACCCCUGUGCGCUGUGGGAACUGCUGACGAAUCACCGGCACCGCUGCCGCGGCUCCGUCCAGUUUCCACUGUCUCGUUCUCUGAUAUUCUUGUGCAAUUGAUUGCGAACUUCAUCCUUGUUCCUCGACUAGUCGCAGGAAAUGAGGAUUCUCCACAAAUCCAAGCGCUCCGUGCCACCCGGACGCGCAAUGAGGAUUUGGCCCAAGUCCUGUCCGAGAUCACUACCUGGAAGUGGCCGCGUUCAGACCUAAAUGCCUGGAUCAAGGUCCUAAACAAAUUCGAUUCGAUUCUCGAGGAUAUUGUCGCUGGCUACACAGUGAAUGACCUGCAGCUAGACUCAUUUUCGCCCGCAUCAAAGAGGCUUCUAUCGGAAGUACUGCGCUUUGAAAGAUUGCUGCUGGAAAACUCCACCAAUCGCAAGUUAUUCAGCUCCUACGACCGAUUGAACCAGCUAUUAUGCACGGAGGAUCUUGAUAUCCUUAUUCUCGCCCUCAACUUGCUGCUGCGACCUGCGCAACAGUACUCCAAUCAACCCUCCGUGAUACAGGCGUUGAACAUCUCCACACCUCGGCUACAGUCACUAUGCAAGCGGUGGCCCCAGCUACGCGACUUUGGCGUCAGUCUCGUCGAUCUGGUCAGCCCAAGCGGAAAUGCUGCGAUUGAUUCUCUCCCCCGAGAGGCCGGCCGAGUAAAUUUCUCGUUCUAUCGAACGGCGGCACCCACCUCGGCUGAUCAAGACAAGAAGAUGGAAACAGACGCCGCACCAAAUCGUGGACCAACCGUCGUACAGAUCGACGAACAGACAGUCGAAUCAAAGCCAGUGAUGCAUAUACUGAAGGAAGCCAUUGAAACCUAUUCCAUCCCAGAGAAAGAGAAGUUUGAGCUGAUGUGCCGGAUUCGUGCUGCCAAGGCCCUUGUAAAGGGGAACAGCGUCGAGCGCGAGAAAUAUGUCACUGUCCGCCUCCUCGCGAUAGCCAUUUUCGGCCACACCCAUCCAGAAGCUCAAGCAGCGUCAUCUUUGUUCCUUUACGAGCCUGACGUGGUCAACCACGUUGCAGAACUAUUGCAAGUGGACAAGGACGUGCCCAUUGCUGUUCAAACAGCCGCCAUAGCUGCUUUAGAUGCGCUAGCUAGAUAUCGAAGCAAGGCUCAAGAGAUCCUCGCUGCCGUGAACGCAGGGGUUAACCACGGGAUCUUGCUGGCUCUCGUUCGCAAGACCGUCGCCGAUGUAACAAACGCCGAUUCCACCAUCCCGCACUCCUUCAUCGAGGCGCUCCUUUCAUUUAUCACCUAUAUUGCUACCCAUCUUGCAGGAGGGAACAUGGUCGUAGGCGCUGGCCUCGUGCCACUAUUGAUACAGAUGAUCGAGAACAAGCUACCGAACCGACUUCCCAUGGUAUCGAAGACAAUGCAGUUAGUGGAUAAUGUUCUCUACAACUUCGCCAACGCCUUCCAAGUGUUUUGCGCUGCGAGAGGCGUAGAAGCCUUGGUGGAAAGAAUCAAGUUUGAGAUAGAUUUAGAUAUCGCCGAGUUUGGCAGUGGUCCUGGGGUUAGGGACUCCUCAGGCCUGUGUGGUGAUCUACCCGUUUCCAGAGCUGCUAUCCUCAAGCAUACCCUGCGCUCGAUGCAUCGAAUGAUGCAGUCGUCUGGAACAGGCGAGGGAUUGCGCGGUCUCAUCGACAGCUCUAUCUUGACCUCCAUCAAGAACAUCAUUGAAUAUAGAGGGCUCUUUGGACCCAGCGUACUCCCUGUGGCUAUCAACAUUAUGGCGACCUUCAUUCACAACGAGCCUACUUCGCUCCCCACUAUCCAAGAGUCGGGAUUACCAGAGACUUUCUAUCGCGCUAUUGAGGCUGGAGUAGAGCCUGCCAUUGAUGUCAUACAAGCCAUUCCGAAUGCUAUCGGCGCCUUGUGCCUGAAUGAAGAAGGGCAACAACAACUAUCCUCCCGCCCGAGCAUCAUUCCAUCUAUCUUCUCUAUCUUCACCUCCGAGCGACAUCUCAAGGUGUUACUGGAUAAAGAAAAUGCCGUCCUGACCGGGACAUCCAUGGACGAGCUGAUCAGACAUCAUCCUUCUCUGAAAGGUUUGAUAUUUGAAAGUAUCAAGGUAGUCAUGACGAAGAUCGAGGAUAUGGGCGCAGCUUGGAAGGCAGAAGGGGACCUCGUCAAAUGGUAUGCUUUAUUGCCGAAGGAGGCGGAGAUCGAGGAGGUAGAGAUGACGGAAGGGGAGACCCCCGUAGCCGUAGCAAGUGAGGAGGAUGUGAACAUGGAUGAGUCCCCUGAAGCAAGCCCACGUGUGAUUGAGGCGAUCGUUGAAGAGCCUGGGGAAGAGGUCAAGGAGCUGAGCGAUGAGAGCUCAAGACGUUCCCAUGACAAUAACAUCGUGUCGUAUAUUGAUGUCGUAAACCGAUUUUUGGAAGGUCUAUUCCAACAUAUUCCUCAUUGCAGAGACUUCGUCACCCUUGUGGGAGGCAUCGAGCGAUUGGGACGGUUUACUUCUUUGCCAUGUCUACCAUAUGACUUCGGCAACAGCGUGGCUUCAGACUCGAUGGUCCAGGUAAUGCGUACGCUGGCUGAAGUGGCUACUAAUGAGACACUCGCAUAUUUGAUGAAAUUGGUCAAAUCCUCUCUCGACGAGACGAAGGAGUUUUGGGAAACGGUCGGCGGUCAAUCGAAGCUUCUGCCGCUUCUGGAAUUCGCAGAAGAACAAAGAGAGGAGAAGAACAGAAUAUUCCGCAGCUUCAUUACCCUCCACAUACGGAUUACGUUGCUUUCGGAUGUGUUCGCUACCGCUGGCUACUCACAUGGACGUGGCGCGAUCUCGCUGCUUCAGACGCUUAUGGGGGACCAAGGUCCUGAAAUUGUCCCCGAUCUGGGAGCUCUACAUAGAGCCACCUUGUGCGAGAAUCUUCUCUUCAAGACCGAACUCAAGACGCAAGGGAUUGAAGGCCUUAAUACACCCAACGCCUCCACCCCGCUGGGCUCGCCGAUCCAAGGGCCCUCGGCCCUCCCUCCAGCAGGUGGCACUGCGACAACCAACGGGGUCGGGCCUAGUUCUGCGGACGGUACCCCUCCAGAGGGCUCAACUCCCGCCGACCAAUCCCGUUCGAAGGACAAUAUCCGAGAAAACAAUGCUGCUGCGUUGAAGCAUUUGUCGCAUGGGAUCCCUGCAUCCCUAGCGCCAUUCUUCCAAGCCCUUGUCAAAAUGUUUCAUGCACGACGCAAUCCGGACCCCGCGCAGAAGAAGCAAAUAGCCCAGUCGUCAAAAGUUCUAGCAGACGUAUUACUGAAACAUAUUUCACAGAGAGAGAUCGGAAGCAAUGCGGUUACAUACUCCUACAACAGUCUCAUUUUGGGAUUGAUGACAACGCUGCUAGUCGACGAGCGUACGUCCACGAUCAACCUGCAUACCGUACCUCUCCAUGCUUUCUACAACGUUGGGGGGUUCGACUCGGUUUCUGAGGUCUGCCGAGCAUUCAUGGCAUCCAUAGCCACUCUAAGCGACAUCAAAGCUGAAGACCGCACCGAGGACGAGAAACAGGAACUCAUACAUGCUUACGGCGGGCUCAAAAUUGCGUUGCAUCUCAUCUACCCCAUCAUUUCGUCGAAGCCCAUCUUCGAGUCGGGGCAAACAAUGCUCGUCACCACACCCGACAAGAAGGAUACAGACCCCGAUUACUUCGAACCCCAUAACUUCCUUGUGAAGCUUCGUCUUGCCGUAGUGUCGCUCCUCUCGGACAUAUGGACCUCCGAAUGGUUGAUCCAAGCCCCUUUGCCCGUCACGAAGUCUGUGGUCCAAACAGUCCUUGAACUCAUCAAUGCCGACAAUGAGGACGUAAAGUCAAAAACUAUGGUUGAGCAGAUUUUGGGUAAUGUUGGAGGAAUUCCUCGUGCCACCCCGGAUGACAAUCGUAUUAACCAGUUGGUGGACAUGGGUUUCCCCCGGUCGGCUGCUCUGAGUGCACUUAUGCGCACCCACAACAACGUUAAUGCUGCCACUGAAUUGCUGCUCUCUCAUCCGGUCCCUUUCCCUCCAGAUCCUGUCCCUGUUGAACCAGAGCCACCAUCAGAUGACGAUGAGGUAGUUGAGGAUGCACCAAGCGCGGAUAAUUCAGACGACAUAGCCCCACCUCAGGACGAAUCCGCUGCUGGCGCUGAGGAAGUCGCACCUCCCAUCGUUAGCCAGCCUCCGGCUAAAUCAUCUGAGGAGUUACGAAAGGAACUAGAGGAUGCUCGCACCCCUCUACGAGAAAGUCUCGCCGUUCGCGCGCUACGCAUCGUCGACGACCACCCACAGCUGAUCUUCGAUUUGCACACUGCAUUCGUUCGCCCAUCUAAUGAUCUGCAGAAGCAAUCGGUUCGAUCCCUUGUUGACGACGUUGCAUCGCUCUCCCCAUCCGCAUAUGAUGUCUCGGAACAGUCUUUGGCCAACCGCUGCCAGUUGUUGGCGUGGGUUAUGUGGGACAAUCCAUCAUCGCUCGGUCAGGACCUCCGAGCCUCUCUCCUGGAGAAGCUGCUAGCACUGUUACUAUCUAGUCCAGCUGGGGGAGAUACAAAUCAGCCCGCCCUCCCUAAGUGGCUUGCGGCACACCUUCUUUGUGUAGAGGCUCUAUUGACCUUAGCUGAAGAACCUCGGUCGAUUACGUUACCGAAAAAGGACGAACCCGUAGUUCCAGAGGACCUGUACUCUGGGCCGCCCCUCACAGAUGCGCGAAAUGUCAUCUUCGAGUUUUCUCUUCGUAUAUUGGCUAUCGUCAAUCUCCCUACAAACGAGCUGAUUUCUAUCUUACGACUGUUCGUCAUAUUGACGCGCAACCCUUCAACGUCCACUCUGUUUGUCAAGCGUAACGGAAUCAAUAUGCUCCUUGCUCGCAUGAAGGCUGGAAUCGAACAAAGCUGCGCAUCCUAUAUUGCAAUUAUUCUCCGCCACGUCGUCGAAGAUGAAAGUACAAUCCAGCAGAUCAUGAACAACAAUAUCAAACGUUACUUCACCCAGCCUCGCCCAAUCGUCGAAAUCAGCAACUAUGUCCGGCAAUGUACCCCCUUGGCUUUACGAGACCCUCAAGCAUUCAUUAAGUCAACGACAUCUCUUUGCGUACUCAAUCAUCCCUACGCGAUGCCUCAUAUUGGACUAAAGACCAACGUUUCACCUUCAAAAGCAUCGCCACAUAGUCCCGAAGGGGACAAUACCGUCAUGCAAGUUGACUCCCCGCCAGAAGGCCCCAGUUCGGCUGCUCGGGGGAAUGAGACGGUUGAAGCUGCCGUGCACGCCAUAAUUAUUGAGCUGCUUCGCAGUGGAAAUCACCAGUCAGAGUUAUCAGAACCCGCCGGUGAUCAGGUCGCCCGUAGUGAAGAAAGCAUAACAAGUGAUCAGAAACUUGAACGCUCCCACCACCAGUGCUUCCUGAUGCAAUGCUUGACCGAGUUGCUCUUUUCCUACGAGUCUUGCAAGGUCGCAUUCUUAUCGUACUCCACCAAAAAGCGCGUCCAGACACCUUCCAAAGACUCGACGAAGCAUCGGAGUCCUGCUCUGAAUUUCCUUCUUUUUGAGCUAAUUCCAACCUCAUCCUUGGAUCCACCAACGACAGACGAAGGUCGGGUUCGCGUGACCGUAUGCAACUGGGCUAUGUCUGUUGUAGUCGCCCUAUGUGUGGACACUUCAUCUCUUUCGGAAGCUAAAGAUGUUUCUCCCGACUUGGUGUCCGUCCGGAAAUUCGUGCUGGAUGCAAUCAGCCGUGCUAUCAAGGACUCCUCUAGCGCGGACUCCCCUGAAUCUCGUUAUGGGCGUCUUCUCUCUCUGGCAGACCUCUGCUACCGUUUGUUGACGGUGAAAUUCAAUUCUAAUCCCCGUAGGCAGGGUGAAGAAACUUCAACACAUAUCGCGAAGAUCAUGCUGGAAAAGAACUUUGUCGCUAUAUUGACUAACGCUAUCUCUGAGGUUGACCUGAACUAUCCGAAUGUACGAUCUCUAGUUGCUGCCAUCUUGAAGCCUCUUGAACUUCUGACCAAGAUAGCCAUCAAAAUGAGCAGAACUUCCCCCAAAACGAAAGAAUUUCCUACCGGCAACGUCGACAGCGAUGAUUCCUACAUCUCAGAUGAAGGGGAAGACGCAGAGGGUGGUGAAACUAGGGAAGAGACACCGAAUCUCUACAGAACAUCGGCUCUUGGCAUGUAUGGAGGGGAAAUGGAGGACGUGCACUUCGAUGGUGAAGAUGCGAUGGAUGAUGACGACGAAGAAGACGACGAAGAUGUUGAGAUGGACUACGGAGAAGAAACUGGUAGCGAAGACACCUCGAAUACGGAUGACGAAGAUGAGGAUGAGCUCGAGAAUGCGACCCACGAAUCCGGGGAAGGUUGGGAAGACGAAGAAGACGAAGACGAUUUGGUAGAGAACGAUGAUGACAACGACGACGACGGUGACGACGGUGACGAAGACGAUGUAGACGACGAAGAGAAUAUCGAAGGCGACCCUAUGUGGCCGAACCAAGCCAGCGCCUCAGCAGAUAUAGGCGGCGAGGAAGGUGACGAUGACGACGGUGACGGCGUACCUAUUCCUAUCAUGCACGAACCAGAGGAUGAGCCUGACAUGAUGUCUGAAGAUGGGGAGUUCGAGGAGCUGAUCAUGCGAAGUGGAGGAGAACUACCACAGGGAUUCAUACCCUUCAUGGACUCAGGGGGUGGUGCCCGCGAUGAGUUCGCUAUCUUUGGUACACGGCGUCGAGUGACUGCAGGAGAAGACAACUCCUUGUUCUUUGGUCAAGGGUCAGGUAACCAGCCUACACCGCCAGAGAAUACGACGCACCCUCUGUUGUUAGAUGGCUCCCAAGCAAGCGGUCAUCAAGCCUCGUCUAACGAUCCACGCAACGCUCGUCAGCAUCGUGUCAUCGCUACUAGCUCUGGCGAUAUUCUCCAUACUAUUCAAGGACUCCUUGGAGAUGACGCUUUGCAGCUGAUCCAGCAUGUCAUGACCCAAGAUCGUGGAGGAGCUGCUGCAGAGACCAUCCGGUUAGAUGUACCUGCUGGAACGAUGCUCAACAUAGACCGCGUCCCAUCGUAUGGUACCCGGCGUCCUCAGCUCAGCAUCGGUAUUCGCCUUGAACGCCAUCCACGACAAGAAUCGCGGCCUCAAAAUACUACAUUGCAGCCGCUACUCACUAUCCAAAGAUGGGCCGAAGAAGUGAAGAUGAUACAUGGCGAAUCUGCUGCAGAAAGGGUGCUUAGAUUGAGCAAUCAUGUUAUCCUUGCUCUGCUUCCAGCCGCGAUCGAGGCAGCUGCGCAGGCCAAAUUGAAAGAGGAAGAGGCACGGGCAAAAGCAGAAGCAGAAGCAGAAAAGGCAAGAGCAGCGGAGAAAGCAAACUUGGAGGCUCAAGAAAAGGCAAGGCUUGAAGCUGAGGAACAGAAAGAGAGGGAGAGAGCGGAGGAGGAGGAGAGAGCGAAGGAGAAAGAGAGCGAGACUGACAAGGGAAAAGAGAAGGAGGGAAUGGAGGUGGAGGUGGAGGUGGAUACCAAGGAUAAAAAAGGACAGGAACGGCCCGAGGCAGAAACAGAAGUGGGGACACAUGAAGAAAGUCCCGACUUGGCAACUCCGUCGGGACAUAUUUCUAGCACCGUUGCACCUGAAGCUGGUUCAUCCAGCUCGCUGAUGCCAGACGCCGAAAUGUCGGACACCACAGCGCCCGAGGCCUCCGCUGCCCCUCAGCGCGUAACUGUCAUGAUUCAUGGCAGUGCUGUAGACAUUACCGACACAGGCAUCGACCCUACGUUCCUUGAAGCCCUUCCCGACGAUAUGCGCGAAGAAGUCCUCAAUCAACAUGUUCGCGACCAGCGUGCUGCUCGUGUCGAACGUCCUCCCGACUCGCAAAUUAGUUCGGAAUUUUUGGAUGCUCUCCCACCAGAGAUCAGAGCUGAGAUCAUCCAGCAAGAGCGUGUGGAACAAGCCAGACGUCGUGCAGAGCAAGCGGCUCCGAACCAAGGCCCUGCGGAUAUUGACCCAGCAAGUUUCAUUGCUAGCCUUGAUCCUCAUCUUCGAGAGGUGGUCCUGCUCGACCAAGAGGAUGGAUUCUUGCAAACGCUCCCGUCUCAUAUUCUAGCAGAAGCAGGCGCUUAUCAAGAGGGCCGUCUCAAUCCGCCCCAUCGACAUCCCCCGAUACGUCCAACGUCCAACCGUCCAGACCCGGGACCACUGCGCAAACCAGUCACACACCAUGAUGCUAUCCAACUGCUCGAAAAAUCCGGGCUGGCCACCCUCGUGCGGCUCCUCUUCUUCCCCCAGGUGCUUAAGAAGAAUCUGCUUUUCAAAGUCCUAGUCAAUCUAUGCGAAAAUGUCAAGACGCGCACCGAAUUAUUCAACAUACUACUUGGUAUUCUCCAGGAUGGCACUGGGGACCUGGCUGCUGUAGACAAGUCAUUUGCUCAGAUGUCUGUCAAGGCGACUAAGUCUCCGACUCCCAAGUCUGCUGGUAAACAACGCGUUGGUCCAGAAUACACGACACCCUUCGCCCAUUCUAAUCCUCAGAACGACCCUGCUCCUGAACUCAUUGCUCAACGAUGCUUAGAAGGCCUCAGUUACAUUGUCACAGCCAACGAAACAUCUUCUCUGUUCUUCUUGACGGAAAGCGAACUACCGGCUGGCUUACGAAAAGCGGUCACUCGAAAAGGCAAAGGAAAGGAGAAACUUGCCCCUCAGACACACUUCCCAGUUGUACUCCUGCUUGGGCUAUUAGACCGACAAUCGCUCCUUAAGAUGCCGUCAAUAAUGGAAUCUGUGGUAAGCUUAUUGGCGACUGUGACGCGUCCUCUCGCCACCCUCAAAGAGAGCCCGACACCUCCUGAGUCAAAAGUUCCCGCCGAGCUACCUACUUCGAGCAACCUAGAUUCCUCUUCAACACAACCAUCGAGUGCUCCGGAGACCGCCUCAUCACCACCAGCCACUACUGCAACUGAACAGCCCGCAGAUGGAAGCACCUCUCAAGAAGCAUCCACCCAUCCUGCUCCGGACGCCGACAAGUCGGGGGAGAAGGCCGUCCUCACGAAGCCGCCCACCAUUCCACACGCGGUUCUUCGUCUCAUCGUUAACAUAUUGACCACCGGAGAAUGCUCGGGCCGUACUUUCCAGCAAAGUCUCGCUCUCAUACAACACCUUUCAUACAUACCUGAUGCCCGCGACGUUAUUGCAAACGAGCUUAAGUCCAAAGCACAAGAGUUUGGUCUUGGCCUCCAUCCCGACCUAGAGGAGCUUUCCAAUAUUUUGGGUAAAUCUGACAACGACGUUCAAGUCAGUGCUGUGGCUUCAAGGUUCUCUGCGCCUUCUUCCAUCCAAGCCAAUCUACUACGCGUGCUCAAAACCAUCGACUACAUGUACACCCCCAGGUCGUCUACGGAAUCACAAGCAAGCAGCGAUGCGGAGAAGGUCCAAGCCAUCUACGAGUCCUUCCACUUCACGUCCCUCUGGUCGCGGCUCAGCGAUUGCCUCAAAAUAGUCGAAGAGAAGCCGGAAACGGAGCAUAUCGCGACGAUUCUCCUUCCACUCAUCGAGGCCUUGAUGGUUGUCUGCAAGCAUGUAGGAACGUCCACAACCCAAAUUCCUCGCACCUUGCGAGCAACAUCUGUCCCAAAGUCACCUAUAGUCAAAGAUUCCACGGAAGACCUUUUCGUAACAUUCACCGACACUCACAGGAAGCUGCUCAACAUCAUGGUCCGCAACAACCCUUCGCUGAUGAGUGGAUCAUUCUCUCUUCUGGUGAACAAUCCUCGCGUUCUCGACUUCGACAACAAGCGAAACUACUUCAAUCAGCAACUCCAUCGACGACCGCAUGCGCGAGAACAUCACGGUACUUUGCAACUCAGCGUGCGGAGAGCCAGAGUAUUCGAGGACAGCUUCCAAUAUCUCCAGCGAAAGUCAGGUGAUCAGAUCAAGUACGGAAAACUCAGCGUCAGGUUCUACGACGAGGAAGGCGUUGAUGCAGGCGGAGUCACUCGAGAAUGGUUCCAGAUCCUCGCCCGACAAAUGUUUGACCCCAACAACGCGCUCUUCCAACCUUGUGCGGCCGAUCGACUCACAUAUCAACCGAACAAAAACUCCUGGGUCAACCCAGAGCACUUGUCGUUCUUCAAGUUCGUUGGUCGCAUCAUUGGAAAGGCUAUAUACGAUGGUCGAUUGCUAGACGCCUACUUCGCCCGAAGCUUGUACCGCCAGAUCCUGGGCAAGCCUGUGGAUUACAAAGACGUGGAAUGGGUUGAUCCGGAGUAUUACAACUCCCUUUGCUGGAUUCUAGAGAAUGACCCGACUCCGCUCGAACUCACUUUCAGUGUUGAAGCUGACGAGUUCGGUGUCAAUCGCAUCAUUCCUCUCAAGGAAGGCGGAGAGACCAUCCCGGUCACCCUGGAAAACCGUCGCGAAUUCGUGCAGCUAUCGGCUCAAUAUCGUCUCUACUCAUCCAUCAAAGAGCAAAUUGAGAAUCUUCUAGCCGGCUUCUACGAGAUCAUCCCGAAAGACCUCAUCACCAUUUUCAAUGAACAAGAGCUGGAGCUUUUGAUUUCUGGAACACCUGACAUUGACGUCGAUGAAUGGAGGGCCGCGACCGAGUACAACGGAUACACUAGCUCCGACCCUGCGAUUGUAUGGUGGUGGCGAGCGCUGAAGUCCUUCAACCGAGAAGAGCGAGCCAAGGUGCUGAGCUUUGCGACUGGAACCUCCCGUGUCCCUCUGGGAGGUUUCGUCGAGCUUCAAGGUGUGCAAGGUACCCAGAGAUUCUGCAUCCAUAGAGCGUACGGCGAGCCAGACAGAUUACCUCAAGCACAUACUUGCUUCAACCAAGUCGAUCUUCCACAGUACUCCUCGUACGAGAUGCUGCGCCAGCAAUUGCUACUCGCUAUCACUGAGGGUGGAGAAGGGUUUGCAUUCGCGUAA
Messenger RNA from Pleurotus ostreatus (oyster mushroom), 10959 nucleotides. RefSeq lists its product as uncharacterized. The record is from RefSeq and is a predicted model, not a curated record. Gene Ontology annotation, molecular function: protein binding; ubiquitin-protein transferase activity. The transcript is spliced from 23 exons. The coding region runs from base 1 to 10959 and encodes 3652 amino acids. Gene Ontology annotation, biological process: protein polyubiquitination; positive regulation of protein catabolic process; proteasome-mediated ubiquitin-dependent protein catabolic process. NCBI's taxonomy places the organism in Eukaryota, Fungi, Basidiomycota, Agaricomycetes, Agaricales, Pleurotaceae.